Centropristis striata (black sea bass) is the source of this 2158-nucleotide messenger RNA. RefSeq names its product nuclear factor 7, ovary-like. The transcript has a single exon. Lineage: Eukaryota; Metazoa; Chordata; Actinopteri; Perciformes; Serranidae. Gene Ontology annotation, molecular function: protein binding; zinc ion binding. Bases 1 to 1413 code for a protein of 470 amino acids. The record is from RefSeq and is a predicted model, not a curated record.
AUGGCUUCCAGAUCAGAGGAGGAUCUCACUUGUCCUGUUUGUCAGGAGAUCUUUAAGAACCCUGUUGUUCUGUUGUGUAGCCACAGCUUCUGUAAAAACUGUUUGCAGGAAUGGUGGACAGAGAAACUGAUACACGAGUGUCCAGUUUGUAAGGAAAUACAUUUAUUUAGUGAUACACCUUGUAACCUGGCGUUAAAGAACCUGUGUGAGACGUUUUUACUGGAGAGAGAUCAGAGAGCUUCAGAGCCUCUCUGCAGUCUGCACUCUGAGAAACUCAAACUCUUCUGUCUGGACCAUCAGCAGCCAGUUUGUGUCAUCUGCAGAGACUCAAAGACACACAACAACCACAGAUUCAGACCCAUCGAUGAAGCUGCACAGGAUCACAAAGAGGAGCUCCAGAAAUCCCUGAAGCCCUUACAGGAGAAACUGGAGCUCUUUGGACAAGUUAAAGGAAACUGUGAUCAAACAGCAGAACACAUUAAGGUCCAGGCCCGACACACAGAGAGGCAGAUUAAGGAGCAGUUUAAGAAGCUUCACCAGUUUCUACAAGAGGAAGAGGAGGCCAUGAUCUCUGCUCUGAGGGAGGAAGAGGAGCAGAAGAGUCAGGUGAUGAAGGAGAAGAUUGAUGCUCUGAGCAGAGAGAUAGCAGCUCUUUCAGACACAAUCAGAGCCACAGAGGAGGAGCUGAGAGCUGAACACGUCUCAUUCCUGCAGAACUACAAGGCUGCAGUGGAAAGAGUCCAGCAGCGCCCCCUGCUGGAGGAUCCACAGCUGCUCUCAGGAGCUCUGAUAGAUGUGGCCAAACACCUGGGCAACCUGACCUUCAACAUCUGGAACAAGAUGAAGGAGAUGGUCUCCUACACUCCUCUGAUUCUGGAUCCAAACACUGCUAAUCCAGAACUCAUCCUGUCUGAAGAUCUGACCAGUGUGAGAUUUGGAGAGAAACAGAAGCUUCCUGACAAUCCAGAGAGAUUUGAUGACCACCCCGCUGUCCUGAGUUCUGAGGGCUUUAACUCUGGGACUCACAGCUGGGAUGUUGAGGUUACAUAUGAUGGACUCUGGUCCAUAGGUGUGGUGAAGGAGUCUGUCUGGAGAAAGGGUAAAAUACCAACUGGCUACUGGGUGAUUGUCUUCUUUGAUGGAAAACUCAAGGCAUACUCCCGACCACACUUUGGAAAAGUCCUCUCAGUGGAGAAGAGGCCACAGAGGAUCAGAGUUCAUCUGGACUUUGACAAAGGAAAACUGUCAUUCUUUGAUUCUGAUACAAACACACACAUACACACCUUCACACACACUUUCACUGAGAGACUGUUUCCAUAUAUUGCCACCAAGAAUCAACUGAAGAUAUUACCAGAGACGGUCUCUGUCACAGUGGGACAGCACACAGUCCCUUCAUCAAGCUCAAGGCUUUGAUUUUAGCUGGGAAUGCAGCAUUUUAUUUCAAGAGUAAAACUUCUCAGAAAUGUCGACGUUUGGCAUCUCAGUGAUACUAAACAUAGAAUUAUAUGCAUAAAAUAUAUAACUAUAUGGGUUUCUGCCACAGGAAAGAUCAACAAUCUGUAAUAUGAUUUCUUAGAGUUCUUUUGUUGUAUUUUUUCUUUUUGGGAUCAUUUUGUGUUGAUAUGUCACAUUUUUAUACUACGUACUAAUUGUAAACAGUGUGUGCUAUAUAUUAAUCUUCAUGGUAAACUGUUUCUGCAGUUAGUACACAAGAAAUGAACAGCCUUCACUGUUUUAUACUAACAGCAAAUAACAGGAACAACUAGCAACAACACACAACAAUCAAAUUAUGACUUUGGAAAUCUACAAUCAAUCAAACGUAAUAACAGUUAAAUGUUUUUCUAUGUGCUGAUUUAAGUAUAUUUUUAACCUUUCACAGUUUCUGUUUCCACUGUAACAAUAACAACUAUGUUGAUACUAAAAAAAUAAUGUGAUGAUAAUGAGACAAAGGUGGAAGUUUUAUUAUCUAUGUUCUGUUUUAACUGAGUUACUCUGAGAAAAAGUAAAAUGUGAAAUGUGUCAAUCAGGAACUGAUGGGAAGAAAAUAAGGAAGAAGACGAUGAUGAUGAUUCUGAUAAUAGGGAAACCAUUAUUAGCAUGAAUAUUAUUUUCUUCCUUACAUUAAAUGUUAGCUAAUGUUACAUGUAUAUUUAGCCGU